UUAAUGGGUUACUGUCUAAAAUAGAAAAAAGAGAGUGAAUGUAACAGGCAGGCUAAAUACUCUGUAUUCCCCCAUGUCCAUACAUAUGUAACAAUGUCCUUAACCCAAGGAACCCCAGUUCCCUUUCUAAAAAAAAAUCUCCUCACCUCCAUGUCCAAGAUCUUUGGCUGAGAAGGAGAAGAGCCGCUCUUUCUUCGUCUUCAUUCAUUCUUGAAUACGGUAUACUAUUCCUCUGACAUUGAGGCAUCAAUGGAAAAUCCACCACCCUACCAACCAAAAUAUGUCAUGUUGAACAGUAAUCAUGCAACAAACUUAAGACCUCCUCCUCAGAGGAGGAACAUUCCCCGGUAUCACUCAAAUAAUAAUGGUAAAUCUGGUGGAAAUGGUUGCCUCAGGUGCCUAUGUUGUUGCUUCUGCUUCUGGCUACUCUUGUUCAUCUUUCUUGCUGCUGCUCUUUUUGCUCUUUAUUCUGCAUUGCAGCCUGAAAUCCCUCAUUACAACGUUGAUCGUUUCGAUGUUCAUGCUUUCAAUGUUCAACCUGAUUUUAGUCUCUAUACUGAAUUUGUUGUCACUGUUAAAUCUGAUAAUCCGAAUAUGCAUAUAGGCUUUGAUUAUGGCAAGGAAAGUUCUGUAGUUGUAACUUACAGGGAUUCACCUCUUUGUUCUGGCUCCAUUCCCACUUUUCAUCAACCUCAUCAUAAUAUUUCUCUGAUACCAAUUGUUUUGAAAGGAAAAAGUGAGUUUGGUUCCGGUCUUCAAGAAGCUCUUAUGCAAAACAGAAAUACAGGAAGAAUUCCUUUACUUGUAGAGGUAAAGGCACCUGUCUCUAUUGUGGUUCAAGAAUUACCUUUAAGACAAGUUACUGUCCUUAUCAACUGUUCUUUGGUUGUUGAUAAUUUGUCUCCUAACAAGAAAGCUAAGAUUUUAUCAAGCUCGUAUCAGUAUGGUGUUGAGCUUUAAUUUCAGGCAUCACCCACAUUUUUUCUUCUUCUCCUUCUCUCAGAGAUCAAAAUCAGAGGAAUAUAUGCUUAUUGCGUAACAUUGCAAUUGCUUCUCUAACAAGGUUUUAUAGGAAAAUAUAUAUGCAGAUGUUAGAUUGUAUAUCAUAGGCUAUUAAAUUCUGUGUACGCAUUGCUGCUUGAGGGCAAUGUCAAAUCCUUUAUAAUGUUUCACUCGCUUUAUUAUUGUUUGCACAAUUUAGAAAUAGAAUUUUUUCCAUUCUUUUC
This is a messenger RNA of Ricinus communis (castor bean), 1226 nucleotides long. RefSeq names its product NDR1/HIN1-like protein 6. The transcript has a single exon. The record is from RefSeq and is a predicted model, not a curated record. Gene Ontology annotation, cellular component: plasma membrane. Lineage: Eukaryota; Viridiplantae; Streptophyta; Magnoliopsida; Malpighiales; Euphorbiaceae. Bases 250 to 960 code for a protein of 236 amino acids.